AAAUGUUCCCCCCCGGGGUGGGGGUGGGGGGUUGGCAAAAUCACACUCUGUUGAGAACCGCUGCCUCAAGGGAAGUCAGCUGCCAUGUUCAGAAGACACUGAAGCAGCCCUAUGGAGAGGCUGACACAGUGAGGAACUGAGGCUUCCUGCCAACAGUGAGCCAUCUUUGAAGUGGAUCUACCAGCCUCAGUCAAGCCUUCGGCCAACGUCUUGACUGUAGCCUCAUGAGAGACUGCAAACCAAAACUACCCAACUAAACCAUACACGAAUUCCUGACCCACAGAAACUAUAAUAAAUGUUGUUUAGGCCACGAAGUAUUACCAUAAAAAUACACAUAUAAGGCUGAUAGUUACCGACUGAAAAAAUACCAAAACUUGUGAAGACACAUUAACACCUGCCAUGUACAUCUAUAGUCAUGUUUAUAGCAUAUGUAUGUAGGGUGCUUUUCUGGAUAGGGGAGUUCAUGGGUGGUGAAGACAGUUAACACUCUUAGCUGCUAACCAAAAGGUUAGAGGUUUGAGUUCACCCAGAGGUGGCUUGGAAGAAAGGCCUGGUGAUCUACUUCUAAAAAAUCAGCCAUCAAAAAUGCUAUGGAGCACAGUUCUACUCUGCACACAUUGGGUCACCAUGAGUUGGACUUGACGGCAACUGGUUUUUCUGAAUAGGAAACCUAUGAAUACUAUUACUAUUUUAAAAAAGCCUUUUAAUUGUAGCAGCAAGGCAAAAUUGAUUGAUGGUAAUACUAAAUUGUUACAGUGCAAUAUAUAAAACCAGACCAAUUGCCUUCAAGUCGAUUCCGACUCAUAGUGUCCCUAUGUGGUUAGUCUAAUAUUUCAGAUUUGCUUGAAAGGAGUUUAAAAAUUAAGGGAUAGCUAUUCAAAAACAUUUGUUAUUGAAAUUUUCAAGCACACAAAAGUAGAGAAAAUGUACCCAUAGUGAUAACAUUCUAAUGAGGCUUUGGAAAAUAAUCCCUUUUAAGAGAAAUAAAGUAAUCCACAUGUAAUAUUUUUGCAACAAUACGGGAUAACCAUUGCUCUUGAUGGAGAAGUAUAUCAUUUCACAUUUGCAAUCAAAGAAAUAUGUUAACUGACACCCACGUAACUUUUAAAGCUUCAGUGAAGAAAUAUAAAAUCAUUCUAUUUUCAAAUGGAACUUGUAGCAGAUAAAGAUUAAUGGCAUUUCACAUUUUAAUCACAACAUGGUUUUGGAUUUUUAGAUUGCAUAUCUAAGUGAAUUUCCACAUUGUUUGAAUAUAAAUUUUCAUCAAUCCUAGUGAAAACUGAAGCAGCUGUGAAAAACAUUUUUGCUGUAGUAAUUUAGAAGCUUUUGCAGUAGGAAUUGAGCCAAAUGAGGAAUGGUAAGUAUCUGGCAUGUGUGCUGCCAUUUUCUGAGUCCCAGGCCCAUGGCUAAUGUUCCUAAUAAAUCUUAUCACAAUUACUUUUUCCUGUCUGUAUGAGAUUUUUAUGAAAAUACUGAAUUUGCAUUAAAGUUCUUGAACCGUAAAUUUGUAAGGCAAAGUAAGUGAUCAAUUAAAUGACUGUUUUCUCCAUUCUGGGCUACUUCCCUAUUGAUAAGGUUUUUCAAAUCUCAUUUAGGCUUGAAGGCUCUUUGAGAAGAAUUUUAGAAACUGGAAAACUGAGGAUUGCUUGUAUUGCAUCUACUUGUAACCAUUGUGUUAAUUACAUCUGAUGUUCUUCCUGUGGAUGUGAACGUUUUACUUGCUGCUUUUGAUACAAAGACUGAGUUACGUGUGGCAGUGAAGAAGCUCUCCAGACCAUUUCAGUCCAUCAUUCAUGCCAAAAGGACCUACAGAGAACUACGAUUACUUAAACAUAUGAAACAUGAAAAUGUUAUUGGUCUGUUGGAUGUAUUUACACCUGCAAGGUCUCUGGAGGAAUUCAAUGAUGUGUAUCUGGUGACCCAUCUCAUGGGCGCAGAUCUGAACAACAUUGUGAAAUGUCAGAAGCUUACAGAUGACCACGUACAGUUCCUUAUCUACCAAAUUCUCCGAGGCCUAAAGUAUAUUCAUUCAGCCGACAUAAUUCACAGGGACCUAAAGCCUAGUAAUCUAGCUGUGAAUGAAGACUGUGAGCUGAAGAUCCUGGAUUUUGGACUGGCUCGGCAUACAGAUGACGAAAUGACAGGCUAUGUGGCCACCAGGUGGUAUAGGGCUCCUGAGAUCAUGCUGAACUGGAUGCAUUACAACCAGACAGUUGAUAUUUGGUCAGUGGGAUGCAUAAUGGCCGAGCUGUUGACUGGAAGAACAUUGUUUCCUGGUACAGACCAUAUUAACCAGCUUCAGCAGAUUAUGCGUCUGACGGGGACACCCCCUGCUUAUCUCAUUAACAGGAUGCCAAGCCAUGAGGCAAGAAACUAUAUUCAGUCUUUGACCCAGAUGCCGAAGAUGAACUUUGCAAAUGUAUUUAUUGGUGCCAAUCCCCUGGCUGUCGACUUGCUGGAGAAGAUGCUUGUAUUGGACUCAGAUAAGAGAAUCACAGCAGCCCAAGCCCUUGCACAUGCCUACUUUGCUCAGUACCACGAUCCUGAUGAUGAACCAGUGGCCGAUCCUUAUGACCAGUCUUUUGAAAGCAGGGACCUCCUGAUAGAUGAGUGGAAAAGCCUGACCUAUGAUGAAGUCAUCAGCUUUGUGCCACCACCCCUUGACCAAGAAGAGAUGGAGUCCUGAGAACCUAGUUCCUGUUCUGUUGAUCCCACUUCACUGUGAGAGGAAGGCCUUUUCGUGGGAACUCUCCAAAUAUCAUUCAAGUGCCUCUUGUUGCAGAUUUCCUCCAUGGUGGAAGGGGUGUGUGUGUUUGUGUGUAUGUGUGUGUGUUAGUGCGUGUGCAUGUGUGUGUUCUCUUUGUGGUAAGAGAAUAUGAGCAAACUAUGAUCACAGUGACUUUACGUGGCAUUGAAAUCACUCUGCGGCAGCCUCUGGCUGCUCUUCUUUGUGAGAGUCGGCUCAGGCGUUAAAUGCAAAGUAAAAAUAUUAGAUGUCCCAGAUCCCGGUCAUACUUUUGCCAUUUUGGCCUCUCCUGUGGUCCCACCUUGAUGGUGGGUAGGUUUGACCACAUCCCACAGUGGCCCAGAGGGAAGGCUCACACCUUCUGGCUGCUUCAGAUCCGAAGCUGUCCCUCAGCAGUGUGUACAGCCACAACGGACCAGCUGGCUUCUGUGCACUAACCUGUGAUGAACUUGCUUAGUAUCAUCCUCAGAACUUGACAGGUGUAUCUGAAACUGUAAAUUUGUUUGUGCCUUAAAAGGAGAGAAAAAGGUGUGGAUAGUUAAGGGAGUGCAGCAGAUGAAGUUCUGAGCCAGGCAAGUAGAUAGGAUUGUCGGACGGCCACUUGUGAACCCAUAGUGACCAGGGAGCCUUCAGAGGCAGCGUAUGUGUAUGAACGAGCAUGCGUAUAUGUGUGUCUGUUUCUCUCUCACCCCCAGGUGGUGUCGCCAUUUCUCUGCUUACCCCUCACCUUCCGCACAGAGGUUUCUUGAGUAUUGGCCCCAGUAGCCAGAAGCAAGUUCUUUCUGUCAGUGUAUUCCUGUGUGCUCUUUAUUCCUAGCAGAGUGAGGAUGUGUUUUGCAUGUCUUGCUAUUUGAGCAUGCACAGCUGCUUGUCCUGUUCUCCUCGGGAGGCCCUGGUGCCAGGCACGUUUGCCAGUGAAGACUUGUUGGGUAGUUCAGACCCUGUGUCACCUCAGCUGAUGUUAUGGGCAGGUGACAUCAUUCUUUCUUCAGCCCCCAGCGCUAUUUUGUGUUGGACACAACUGUACUCCAGGUGCUUUUGAUGUGAAAACCAUAAAGAAAUGGAACAGAUGUUAUGUCUAGCAUUUUAAUUCUUGCCAUCCUAGUUUUCAAUGAACUAAUUUUGGGGAGCUGUCAUGGGAAAGAUCAGAGCUUUUCCCAAGAAUAUCCCAAACUUUGGAAAACAAGUUCUCUUCACUCCCAAUAACCAGUGCUAAGGAAUGCUGAAAAUCAAAGUGAAAAAUAAAAGCUCAUGAGGCCAGAAACUCAUUUUGCUAUCUUUCUCUAAAUAUGGUUGUAAGAAAAAUAACAAGGAUUUCC
This is a messenger RNA of Trichechus manatus latirostris (Florida manatee), 4065 nucleotides long. It is a transcript of the gene MAPK14, whose product is annotated as mitogen-activated protein kinase 14. Gene Ontology annotation, molecular function: ATP binding; MAP kinase activity. Bases 1835 to 2686 code for a protein of 283 amino acids. The transcript has 12 exons. The record is from RefSeq and is a predicted model, not a curated record. Gene Ontology annotation, cellular component: cytoplasm; nucleus. Lineage: Eukaryota; Metazoa; Chordata; Mammalia; Sirenia; Trichechidae. Gene Ontology annotation, biological process: intracellular signal transduction; protein phosphorylation.